CCUUUUUGCCCAACCCAGCUGCAUAGCGGCCCGGCCCGAUCACGGAAGGGAGUCGACAAAAGUGAGAGUCUCAUCACCUUCGUGCUGUAGUUUACCGUCAACUUUUGGGCAGUCUGGGCGUCUUAGUCUGAAAAGUUUGCCUGUGUAAAAAGUUCUUAUUUACGCCUCGAACAAAGAGCCCAAGUUAUAACAUAAAGUGCGCUAUUAUCGUUCAUAACAUAAUGCUGAAAUCGAUUCUUCUAAUAGCUGCAUGUGCAGUAGCUGCAGCGAAUGCACAGUUCAGUUGUCCGAAGAGCAGAGGGCAGUUCGAGGAUCCGAUCCAGUGCGAUAAGUACUACGAGUGUGAUGAGGGCGUAGCCACAGAAAAGUACUGUGCAGAUGGACUGGUUUUUGACCCAUCGAUCAAGCUUAUCAACAAAUGCGAUCAACCCUUCAACGUGGACUGUGGCGACCGUCUCGAGUUGCAGGAACCAAAAGGCACCACCGAGUACUGUCCUCGCAAAAAUGGUUUCUUCACUCACCCGGAUCCAGCCAUCUGCAAUAUUUUCUACAAUUGCAUCAAUGGGGAAGAGCUAGAAAUGACUUGCUCGGGUGGGCUACACUUUGACGAAAAAUCCGGAACCUGCGUCUGGCCUGACGUAGCGGCACGUACGGGAUGUGGCAGCAAUAGUAACAAGAAACUGAAUGACGGAUUCCAGUGUCCAAAGGAAACAAGAACGGACAAAAACGGUCAGAUUAUCACACAUCCCAACUAUCCGCAUCCAACCGAUUGCUCGCGUUUCUACUAUUGUCUAAAUGGCAUUGACCCUCGCCAAGGACAAUGCGACGCUGGUCUAGUAUAUAACGAGGAUGUACAGCGUUGUGAUACCCCGGAUAAUGUCCCGGAAUGCAAAGACUGGUAUAAGGAAGACGAUGAAAAGAAGACUCGCUAAGGAUAAAUCCAGUGUUACUACGAUCUAAGUAGUGCAGUUGAGUACGAAUGCGUGAGAUGGCAGCGAUAUUGACGGGUCCCGUUUACUGGGGUCAUUGCUGAAACUACAAGCUCGCUUCGAAGAACAAUAGCUAUAUUUAAAAUUGUGAUUUCAAAAGUAGAUGUUUUGUGAACUACUCUCAACAAAUAACAUAUACGCGUAGAAAAUCUUUUAACAAA
Molecule: messenger RNA, 1150 nt
Organism: Topomyia yanbarensis
Lineage: Eukaryota; Metazoa; Arthropoda; Insecta; Diptera; Culicidae
Product: protein obstructor-E-like
Exons: 5
Coding region: 222-932 (236 amino acids)
Cellular component (GO): extracellular region
Molecular function (GO): chitin binding
Source: RefSeq, a predicted model, not a curated record